AUGUCGGCGCCACCAAAUCCCAAUCGACAUGGCCGAGGAACACCGCUCAGCGAGAGGGCGCAGUCGCACAACAACACGCUCGCCAUCCGCAUCGUCCCGUACACGCCGCCCCGGCUCGACUCCGAUGGGCGCACGCCGAGUCAGGCGUCCUCGCGCCCCAGUGCAGGCGAGCCGUGGUCUGGCGGCGGCUAUACUUAUGAUGGGCAUGGGCCAGGAGGCGGCUUCGCGGGAGAGGCCAGGAGAGGAGGCUGGCGUGGGGAUCCUGUUGAGGGUUAUGCUAGCGGACCGGGGUCCGCAUUGUCGUCACCUUCAGCCUCGGCCCUCUCAUUGGCCGGAGCCAAGGACCCAAGGGUUUCAGGCUCGAAACUCGCUACCAGCCCUUCAGACUCCCUCACCGCAGCCGUAGCAGUUGCCCCUGCUCUGAGGUCACCGUCCGAAGGCUCGACUCAUGGGACUCGGGGCACUGGCGUCAAUGCAUCAUCAUCGUCGCUCCACGGCUCCCGCCAUGGCGGGUCAUCCUCGCCAGUGCCAUUGUCCCCUGGGGCUGCACCCGCCCACGUCCCACGGCCCCUGUCGAGACGCGCGAACUUGGUUGCCGUCCACUCAGACAAGACCUUCUCUCUCGUCCGCCUCCGGCCGCAGUCCGACGUUUCUGGCAGCCUCGGCAGCCUCGGGUCCCCCCCGUUGUCGUAUUCUUCGAGAACGUCGAGCUCGCAUGAUCACCCGUCGAUUAGUGCCUGGAGCGACGACCGUGCCAGCUCCCCAUUGACGGGCAUCAGCGCCACUGGCCCUGACUACAGGCUUUCUGAGCUCCCGCCCUUGACCCCGUCCCCUGGCUCCUCAACUACCCACUUAGUUGAGGAUCCUAUAGCUGAGGAUCCUAUAGCUGAAUCGCCCUGGAACUACCGCAUGAUUGGUGGCUUGCGGAAAGUGCCAAAGACGCCCGACCUCAAGCACAGGAAACCGUUACACACCACAGCGCCCUCUGCGCCCGAAACGCCUCUCGCUCCACUGCCUGAAGUCACCGUUUACAGAGACGACGAACCAACGCCGUCGCGAACUGUAGUGCCCAAGGCCUCGUUUGCCUCUGCGGAGUCUGGUCAAACAGUUUCCACCUCGUCCGAGACAACAAACUACAAGGUCUUCGGACCCAGCUCCUCACCCCAGCACUCGAGCGACAGCCUCCCGCUCCCGUCGUCGAGUCACUCCAACUACGAGCUGCUGGGCGAGUCGUCGCCGGCAGCCCCCGCCGCCUUCAGCAGCAGCCCGCCGGCGAGGCCCUACAGUGACGACAACUACGUCGUGCACGGCGAUCCAUCCCCGUCGCCGUCCUCGCUGGUCGCUGUGCCCCGGAAGCCGCGUCCUACGUACUCGCAGGAAAGCCUCUUAGUCCCGCCCCUGAGGCCAGCCAAGAAGAAGUCGUAUGAGAGGAUAGGGUACUACAAGCAGCGGUCCCGUGAAAACCUCCGUGCCCGCGCUGGGUCCCUCCAAUCUCUCAAGAGCAUCUCGUCUAUCAUCACGACCCAGGACCCGUCGCAAGCCUUCUUUACGGCGCCGGUGCUGAUCAAUUUCGGGGCUUCUGUGUCCCGGCCUGGAAGAUCACGAGACGCCGACGCGCCACCGGCCCAGCAAUAUCCAUGGUCAACCCCGCAGACACCAGGAUCCUCGACGAGCCUCAACACCGCUCCGAGCACCAUCGCCCAGCGGCCUCCCGUUCAGAUGAUACAAGCACACCCUCACCAGUGGAGCUCCCAACUGUCGACGGUCGUGUCCGAGAGCGAGGGCGAAGGUGACAGUGAGGUCGGCCCGACGCGGUCCGUGUCGCCCGAGACAUCUAGUGGCAACGGACACCGGCGGCGCAGCAGCAAUGGCUGGGCAAGCUCCCUUCACAGCCGACAGAUGCAGAGCAUUUCGUCUUCUCUAGCUGCGCAGCUUGAGGAAGCCGCCUCCGGCAGCGACUCGAUCGACCGGCCACAGCCCACAUACGCAAGGGCUGGGCCGUCACAACCCCUGACGGUGCGGGACCAGGACGAGCAUGGCGAUGGGCUGGCCGAUUUGCAGCAGCAACCGUCGAGGUCUGGCCUCUCGGCAUUCUUUUCGAGCAGCAACAGCUCCAGUCGAAACUUGCAUUCCAGUUCGAGCUCGCGGGCCAACAGCCUAACUGGGUCAAUCCCAGCCUGGGCAAAGGUUUACUACGGUUCAGGCGAGCGCCGUUUCCUCAGCGCUCCGUCAAUAUCGUCCCCGUCCGAGGCUGGGGACAGCCGUCCGGGCAGCUCGGCGUUUCAGAAUAGUGAUUCACCAAACACAGAUCACUUCCCCCUGCCAAUUCGCAACUCGCGCCGUCGGGCCCGGGAAGUGCGACAGAACCAGGAGCAGCGUCCAUUUUCAGACUCGGGCUCGAUGGAAAUCGGCCCUGCGCCGUCGGGCCAGGACUACAACGUGUUCCGAUCUCUGAAGCGGAAGACAUCCAGCAUCUGGUCUCCCCACCUCCGGAUGGACCGCCGAGCGACCCGGUACAGCGUAUGGGAUCCGCCGAGUGUGACUUGGUCGGCCGAUACCGGCAUUCUAGGCAAGAGGAACGCCCAGGUGUUGUUGUUUACUUUGGGCUUCAUUUUUCCUUUUGCCUGGAUAAUUGCGGCCCUCUUGCCAUUACCGCCUAACCCCAAGUUUGAAAUGCUCGAGGAGGGCGACAGCAGCAACAGCCGGUUCCGACGAGUGCAGGGUGAGUUUGCGUACCAGGCCCAAAUUAUUGACGGCGCGAGGUAUGAGAGCGCCCGCUGGUGGCGCAAUCUCAACCGCAUGAUGUCCAUCCUAGGCCUUCUCAUCAUUGGCGCUAUUAUAGCCCUUGUGGUGGUUGGGGCGAAGCAAGGCUGGAUUAUCCGGACCUCGAAAUGA
Messenger RNA from Lasiosphaeria miniovina, 2895 nucleotides. RefSeq lists its product as uncharacterized. The record is from RefSeq and is a predicted model, not a curated record. The coding region runs from base 1 to 2895 and encodes 964 amino acids. Lineage: Eukaryota; Fungi; Ascomycota; Sordariomycetes; Sordariales; Lasiosphaeriaceae. The transcript is spliced from 3 exons.